AACCAGCUGAGCAGCACAGGACCACACACAGUCUCACUGAGUCAGUAGACAUGGAGGAUGGGAAGCCUGAUCUGCUGCUAGUCAAAGAGGAGACCAUAGAAGAUGGACGAACGAGCAUUGACCUUCUGAGUGGACUAAAGAUGGGGGAGCAAGGUGGUUGGCUGGAGGCUAACAGAGGAGACUGGGUGGCCAUCUUGGAUUCCCAGACCCAGACCGGUGCAGCCAAUGUCCCAGGUGACGACAUCACUGAGCAGGCCAGGACCAGAGGUGACAUAGUGGAGGUAGAAAAUGCUGUGAGACAGGGGAAAACCGGGCGUGCCUGCACAGACGGACAAAACCAGUGGAAUGCUGGGUCUAAAAGAAAUGCUGGUCAGAGGAAGAUGAAGUAUGUCCGCUUCAAACGACACAACAGGAAGGAUCUCUACCAGCCGCCACCAACUUCACCGCCAUCCUCUACCACUUCAGAACCGGCACAGGAGGUGACACUCUUUAGGACUCAUGAAGAGUGGAGGAAGAACGCACUUGCCUCACCAAUGGCAGCACUUUUCAAUUGCCCUGGGAAUAGCCUCCUGCAGCUCUGCUUUAAUGCUAAUACCUCCUCCAUCACCGAGCCAACACCAUGUCCACACCUCCAUCUCCUAAACCAUGAAGAGCACCACACACCACUGGCUUGUGUAAAAUGCAGAACCUUCUAUGAUGAAUACAUUAACAUGUCCACAGCCCAGCUUGAGGAGAUUGAGAAGGCUACAAAAGCACAGAGCAAAGAACAGGUCUGGCAUGAUGCGCGGAGAGUGCGCAUCACAGCGUGCACAGCUAGAAAGGUGCCCAUUCGCUCAACCACUGCGCCUGACAAGUUUUUGUCAGAACACUUACACCCAUCCUGUUGUGGCAAUGCCGCAACCCGUCAAGGAGCGGAGGGGGAGGAACUUGCAAGGGACUAUUUGGAAACUCUGGGCAACAGCAUUGAAACCAAAGGCUUAGUGGUGUGCGAAAAGGAACCGUGGCUUGCAGCAUCUCCCGAUGGAGUGAUAAACAACGACAUUCUGUUGGAGAUCAAAUCACCUGUGAUGGGAAACAAGUCACUUGCAGAAUUUUUGGCAACAAAGAACUGCGAAAUCACAACUGUAGCAAACGGAGAUAGGGUAGAUUACCAUAUUGCCUGCAAUGGUCCAAAAGGCUACUACAUGCAGGUACAAAUUGGGAUGCACUGCACAGGGCUUCAGCACUCCCAAGUUGGUGAUCUGGAACAAAACUGAGCACCUAGAAAUCGAAGUACCCUACGACCAAGGCUUUGUCCAGGGGCAUAUCAUAAGGCUGCACACAUUCUACUUUGCCCACAUGCUCCCGAACAUUGUUGAUGAUUUUGUUGAGGGAAGGUUACAGUUCUGCAGUAAAUAUCUCAGCAUUUUAAAACCAAAAUAAACUGCCUUAUUUAGGUCAUGCCCACAGGAGCCAACAGAUGUCCAUUGUUUACAUGAU
Coregonus clupeaformis (lake whitefish) is the source of this 1479-nucleotide messenger RNA. RefSeq lists its product as uncharacterized. The transcript is spliced from 4 exons. The coding region runs from base 51 to 1256 and encodes 401 amino acids. The record is from RefSeq and is a predicted model, not a curated record. Lineage: Eukaryota; Metazoa; Chordata; Actinopteri; Salmoniformes; Salmonidae.